This is a messenger RNA of Caenorhabditis angaria, 1551 nucleotides long. The record is from the annotation of a GenBank genome assembly. NCBI's taxonomy places the organism in Eukaryota, Metazoa, Nematoda, Chromadorea, Rhabditida, Rhabditidae.
AUGAAUAUCGUUGAAAAUUUAGCGAAAAUAUUUGCCGUCUCAAUAAUAUUUAUUUCUUUAUAUUUUAUCGUUUGGUUUAGUACUGCACCAAUAAUACCUACAAAUACACCAAUUGCUUUGAAAUCAUCAGGAAGUCGUGAUUUAGAUGCAGAGAAAAUGAGAAUGAAUGCGUUGAAUGAGAUGGUCAGACAAAAUUCGCAUGUAAGUUUAUUAUUAUUUUUCUUUUCGAGUUAAAAAUAAUGAGAAAAGUUCGAAGAAUCUCAAAAGUAUCGAUCAGGUUUUGUGUUUUGAUGGUCUCUCACUGGUCUCGCAAAUCGGUAUUAUCCAUCCAAUAACAAAUGUACCCAAAAAAUUAUGUUUGAAAAAAAAGCAACAAAAAAACAAGUGUGUUACAGGAACUUCCACCUCGAACAUCUAACAAAUCAGCAAGAGAUCUAUGUAGUAUGAAAAACAUGUGCACUCCAAGAAAUCGACAAUAUCAGACACAACUUCGAGUAUCACCAAAAUAUAAAAUGGUCAGUUGUGUUGUACAAAAAUCAAUGUCUACAAUGAUAAGUGGAACAAUGUGUUAUUUAUAUGAUGAAGAAGGAUUUAUUAAUUCUGGAAGAGAUUUUGAUGAUGAACUUCAAACAAGGUAGGCUAGACAACUUCUGAAAAUAAUUUUUUAAAAAUAAGCCGAAUAUAAUUUUAAAGGUUUUGUCGAGACAAGAAUGAAUAUUUUGAUGUAGCAACAGUGAGGAGUAUGUAUAAUAUAUCGCUAGUUGGGAACGACUGGAGUUUUUCAAUGAUUACUCGCGAUCCGAUUGAUCGAUUUGUCUCGGGAUAUGUUGACAGAUGUAUCAGGUAGAUUCACCUGUGAAAAAAAAACUUACAAAUAUUCGAAAUUUCUUAUUCAGAAUUCGUCAGCCGAAUGGAACUAUUCAAUGUAAUGGGUGUCGAUGGAAUUUGACGUGCUUUGUGGAAACCGAAUAUAAAAGAAUGAUGGAAAUUUCAAAUCGGGGAAAAGUUCGAAGAACAAUGGAAGAUGCACAUUUCUUUCCGCAAUUAUGGCAUUGUGAUUUACAUACAGAGUUGGAAUAUUUCGAAUUUUUGAAAUAUUCAACAAACGCUGAAGAUUUGUUAAUUCCUCAAUUUGAUGAUUUAAUGGAGAGACAGAAGGUGAGAAGUUUAUAUUGUCGAAUAUUUAAUUGGGGAGAUCUUCCAGGUUUACCAUGAUUUUCGAGCCAAAUUUCAUGAUUUCAGUCUUUAAUUAUUUGGAAUUCAUUUGUUGAGAAUCUUUUGAGUACUGUUUUAAGAAUGUACUACUUUUUAUCAACUUUUUUGGUCAAAUAUUUGUUAAUUUAUGUAAUUUUUCAGGUUCCACUGGCAUCGCGACAAUUCAUUCAUAGACAGCUUCUUUUCCGCCGCCCAAAUCACGCAACAAUUUCAACAACCGCUCGAAGAUUCUAUUAUUCUCGACUCAUGAGUUCACCAUAUCUUCUAGAAUUUAUAAUCAAAAUGUUUUAUUAUGAUUUUGUACAAUUUCAUUAUGCUUUACCAAACGGGUUUUAG